UCUUGAACGAUAGCCUGCACCUUUCGCCGUCGCUCCCUUCCCCAUAGCACCAUGAACCGCGGAAGGCGGGUGGCCGCAGGUGGUGAGGUACAGGGGCUACGACCUUCUCGUCAUCGUUAGGCCAUAGUGCAUGUGGCUUCGUCUUCAACUCACUAGGGCGUGCGCCGCCUCCCGUAGCAUACUCAGAGUCAGGGUCGUCUCUCGACUCGUCGGCUGAUCUCCCGAUGCUGACGGAGACACAGCUGUGCGGCUGCCUUGCGGCGUCCCACAAUAUGCUCGAGGCGUCGGAGGUGAAGGUGGAGGAGCUGCGGAGAUGCCUCAUUGAGGCCAAGGCUUGGGCGAUUGAGCUAUGGAUGGAGUUGGAGCUACUUUGCGACGCCGCCGACGUCGUCGCCGAGCACCUCCACGCCCGAGGAGGGAGCUACGAGGAGCGACUGCUCGACAUCCCAGCCAGCAUCAGGGCCGUGACCGUGUUUGGGGUCCACCAUGGGGCUUCCGUGGCCUUGGCGGCGGCGCAGGCAAGGAUGGGUCAUCGUCUCGACCACCUGACCAAGGUCCCAGUCGGCAUAAGAAGGGCAAACGAAGAAGCAUUCAUCAAAAUAUUCGCAAGGUCCACCAACACCGUGGUUGCCAAGGUGCUCUGGGGCCUUAGGAGCUUGGCGUCGCGCAUUGUCUUCGAGGCAGGUCAUGCCAAGGGCCAUGAGCGUCUCUAUGGUCUCGCCAUCCUUGAGCGUGGUUACUCCAGGAUGGCUGAAUCUGGGGGCCAUCCAUGUCUUCGUAGCUUAGGAUCCUUCUUUCCCACCUUUCUCAUGUUGGUACCCUAUCUAGGUAAUGUAAUCUAAAAAAGA
Messenger RNA from Panicum virgatum (switchgrass), 848 nucleotides. RefSeq lists its product as uncharacterized. Bases 225 to 842 code for a protein of 205 amino acids. NCBI's taxonomy places the organism in Eukaryota, Viridiplantae, Streptophyta, Magnoliopsida, Poales, Poaceae. The transcript is spliced from 2 exons. The record is from RefSeq and is a predicted model, not a curated record.